Molecule: messenger RNA, 990 nt
Organism: Cladocopium goreaui
Lineage: Eukaryota; Dinophyceae; Suessiales; Symbiodiniaceae
Source: the annotation of a GenBank genome assembly
AUGGAUCUCCCCACAGUGCCGCUUGUGACAGAGGGAGCGGAGGCAGAGGUGUUGCUCAGUGGUUGGCUCGAGAAGAAACGCCUGCCGGUCUUGCGCGACACCUGGGAACCGCACUGGUGCGUCUUAACUCCCAAGAGCCUCGCGUGCUAUGCGGACGACUCCUCGCCGCACGCGAAGACCACCUUGGAGUUGAGACAGAUGCGCUGUGCGUCCGCCUUCAGGGAAGAAGAGACCGGGGAUUCAGAGCUCCACAAAGCCACGCGACCUUGCGGCUUCGUGCUAGAUUUGGGCUUGGAAGUACCCCAUCCACACCAGCGCUUUGUCCACUUCGACGCCUUAGAAGAUCAGCAGUUGGAACUGUGGCUCAAAGCCCUGCGGCCCAUUAUUCUGGAGCUGAAAGUCCCACCGGACUCCGAGAGUCCUCAGGCCGCUCCGACCUCGCCCACCUCCCCCACGUCGCCGACCUCACGCGGCGUGCACGCGCGGAAACGGACCUUUCUCUAUCGAAGCCUGGAAAGCACAGCUACAAGGUCCGGAAGCAUCGCCCCCGAGUUCAGGUCACCGCUGCAGAUGACUGGUUCGACGUGGCGCCGGCCCGUUCGGAGUCGUGGCGAAGGGCCUGGAAGUGCCUUGGAAUCCCGGAAAAAACGCCUUCCGAAUCCUCCAACAGCCGCCAUGUUGACGUCCGGCGCCCUCGCUGCCCUGUCUCCAUGGCAUGGCGCGAAGGAGGAGGUGGAGGUCUCCGGCAAGCGCAGCCAGGGCACUGCGCUGGGACCCUUCUUCUCACCUUUGAGCACCGUAUUUGUACCCAGCGACGAUGAGGAUGAGAAGAGUGUUGAGAAGGUCCACGCCAAGCUCACCGCAGCCAACGGCUGCCCCAAAGCUCCUAAGCUUGGACCACAGGAGAUGCUGGGGAUUUCACCAGAAGACCCCCGCUGGAUGGUUGAAAAACAUGGAAAAUCCCAAUCUAAAAUGGAUGAUUUAGAUUGA